CGUUUGCUCACUUACAAUACGAACCUUUACUGGUAUCAGUAUAUAAACAUACAUCGAAAUGGAUUGGAAGCGAAUGCUGGUGCUGCCGGCAUUUUUGCUAAUCCUGAAUUUAGUUAAUGCAGAUGAUGAAGUUGAAGACAAAGUAGUAGUGAAAGCAGUUGUUGAAAGUUGUGGUGGAUGACGUUUGAACAGACUUCCAGAGGUCAAGAGAUUCAUCUAUGAUGAUAUCCCUCUGUUUCACAAUGUUGAAUUCAAGAAGGUGCCUGGUGCUCCUCCAAUACUCUGCUUGAAGAAUGAAGCAGACCAAGAUGUUGAGAGGAUAGACUUGGAACCGCUAAAAAGAGAUGAAAUAAAUGAUUUAUUAAAAAAAUGGAAUUUUUAUAAAAAGAGUUCUGAAGAUGAAGAGGUACCUGAAGGAGCAGAUGGACCAUACGAACUUAAAGAAGAAUUAUAAAACUCUCAUUUUAUGUUUUUUAUGUUUUGUGCCAUCAUCAAAUCUACACAUCAUGACAGUCAUAAUACAAACGGAAACAAACAGUUUAAUAACUCAAAGGAAUUUAGGUUGUUUUAUUUUAUUAAGUCAGAUUAACUAGAUAAGUUUAAUUUUACAGUUAUACAGAUGGAAAAAUUAAUAAUAAUGUACAAAUUUUUUUUUAAGUUACUUAUGUUUUCAUUUUUCUUUCACCACAUAAUUUUUCUAUGCAAAUAUACAUUAUGAAAUAAUUGAGCUUUUGAUAUUCAAUAUAGUUAAAGGCAAUACUUAAGAUCUACACGUUUUACUCAAAAAAAUCAGCAAACCAAAUUCAUCGAAAAUCUAUGAAGGUAUGUGAGUAGUGGACUGCUGGAAAUUAUUAUAUCUGGUACAGUUUACAUGUGGUAGUGUGAUAUUUAUGUGUGCAUUAUUUUAUAUUUAUGAUUUUACAAAAGAUGUGAAAGUGUGUCAAACCGAUUCAGUAUGUCUGACCAUGAGAAAAUUAUUGUUUAUCUAAAAAGAAGAUAUUUAUUUGUUUUAUCUGUAAAAACAUCAUUGAGAAUUUCCUGUUCUCUGAUUUUGAAUAUGUUUGUAGAAAAGUUUGACAAAGACAGUAUUUAAGUAAAGUUAUGAAAGCAAAUUCUUAAUUGUAAAUAUGAACUGCCCUUUAAAAUUAUAUGAAUUUCAGAUGACGUAUUUUAAAUUUUCAAAAUUUUAUUGAUGUUGUAUCUUGUGUCUUCAAGUAAGUUUAAUGUAAUGAAAAGUUUAUUUCCAUGGAGGAGAGUUGUAACAGUGAUUUUGUAAAUGUGUGUGAAAGUUUAAUGAAACAUUGUGUAAGAUUUCGUUGCAUACAUAACCUAAUUCUACAGCUUUUUUGUGUGAAAUAUGAUUAUUGUAUUUCAUUUUGAUGAAAUUCACAGAGAUUUUUGACUCUGACAAGUUGAUUUUUCAUUUUUCUUUAAGAAUCAGUGUAUAUGAAGUUUCCGGUCAAAAGCUUCGACCAGGAAUGGACGCUUUUACUGAACUUAUGGGAAAAAGAAAUUUGUAAUUUCUUAGAGUCAUUAUGUUGUGAAAUAUAUUUUAUAAUAAAUUAUUCCACUCAU
This is a messenger RNA of Mytilus californianus (California mussel), 1575 nucleotides long. RefSeq names its product selenoprotein M-like. Gene Ontology annotation, cellular component: endoplasmic reticulum lumen. The record is from RefSeq and is a predicted model, not a curated record. Gene Ontology annotation, molecular function: oxidoreductase activity. Lineage: Eukaryota; Metazoa; Mollusca; Bivalvia; Mytilida; Mytilidae. The transcript is spliced from 4 exons.